ACGAGCAGCUUGCUACUCGCGAGGACGUUGUGUCCUCUCUUCUGGACUUGAGCAUGCUCCAGGCUCGUCAGGAGCGACUCACCUUCCAUGUCGCUGCACUGCGUCGCCUUCUCGCCAUCCUCUCUGACCCUGAUCGCACCCUCCCGAUCAUCCCCGUACGACUCGGGACCUCCACGAGGGUGUACUMAGCGCUGUGGGAUUCCGGUUCUCAGGGCGACUUCAUUCACCCAUGCGUGGUGAAGGGAGCCCGCUUACCCACGACAGGGUCUCCGACUCCCAUCUCCGUUACCCUAGGGGAUGACAAGACCCAGUGCUUCUUCGAUCAGACGGUCACCGACCUCCCCUUCUUCCUCACUCUCGAGCCGACUGAKCGUUCCCCGGCGUCUCGUCGCCACUGCUCCUCCGCACAUUUCGAUGUGAUGGAGACGCGGUACGACUUCAUUCUCGGCACUCCGUGGUCUCGUCGGUUCCGCAGCACCGAGGCCGAUUGGGCGACCAACACUCUCGUUCUCAAAACGAAGUGUGGACAGACGUAUCGCGUACCUUUUAUAGGUACCACGGCGAUACCACACCCUGAUCCUCCUCCCCCGGAGCCUUCAGUGCCCACACCACCCCCCUCUAUCACUGUCACCUCGCCUCGGCAGUUCGCUCACUUCAUUCAACAGGAUGACGUCACCUUCUUUAUGGUGGACGUGACGGAUCUCUUACACUAUGAUCCACCCUGUCCCAACGCCGAGCUCAUCCCUCUGGAGCCAGAUCCUCCCUCUAUCUCCAUGGCUCCCAUCUCUACUUCCGUCCCUCCGCCGUCCGUCGAGUCCACCCCGCCGUCGGGCGCUGACACUGACGCUGAGGAACUCGCACGAUAUACGGCUGACCUGGAGCCCGCAGUUCGUGACCUCAUCCGAGAGUACCACGACGUUUUCCCAUCGUCGUUCUUGUACGCCGGCAUCCCACCGAUGCGUGACGUCGAGCACUCCAUUCAGCUUGUGCCUGGCUAUCGUGUUCACCACCAGGCACCCUACAGACUCUCAAUUCCCGAGGCCACCGAAAUCAAGCGUCAGCUUGAGGAGCUCCUGAGACUGGGUUUCAUUAAACCCAGCAACUCCCCGUGGGGUGCACCCGUCCUCUUUGCUCGCAAAGCGGAUGGAACUCUCCGUCUCUGCAUCGACUAUCGCGGUCUCAACCGCUACACGGUUAAGAACAGCUACCCCAUGCCUCGUUCCGAUGAGCUGUUCGACCGCCUAGCAGGCAACCGCUUCUUUACGAAAAUUGAUCUUCGUAGCGGUUACCAUCAAAUCCGCGUCGCUGCAGCCGACCAACCGAAGACAGCGUUCCGAUCGCGCUUCGGCCACUACGAGUUUACGGUGAUGCCAUUCGGCCUCACCAAUGCACCCGCCACUAGUAACUUCAUCUGGGGAUACGAUAGGUAUAACACACAUUGUAAAUAUUACAAUUAACAGGUGAGCAUGAAGGAUAAAAAAAAAAUAAGUCUGAUGAGUGUACAAGUAGUAGGAACUUAAUAGGGGUUUAAAGAUAUCUAUAAGUAAGAGAAAAUAUAAUCAACGAAAUCAAUAGUGGAAGGCAUA
Chara braunii is the source of this 1586-nucleotide messenger RNA. NCBI's taxonomy places the organism in Eukaryota, Viridiplantae, Streptophyta, Charophyceae, Charales, Characeae. The record is from the annotation of a GenBank genome assembly.